Phodopus roborovskii (desert hamster) is the source of this 4139-nucleotide messenger RNA. It is a transcript of the gene Arhgef15, whose product is annotated as Rho guanine nucleotide exchange factor 15. Bases 203 to 2734 code for a protein of 843 amino acids. Gene Ontology annotation, molecular function: guanyl-nucleotide exchange factor activity. The transcript has 16 exons. The record is from RefSeq and is a predicted model, not a curated record. Gene Ontology annotation, biological process: activation of GTPase activity. Lineage: Eukaryota; Metazoa; Chordata; Mammalia; Rodentia; Cricetidae.
CCACUGUGCCCUCUGACCUGGUUGGCAGCAAAAGUCAAACGACAGAGAAGCUGGCCAUGGCAGUAAAAGCCUGUAAUGCCAGCACUCCAGAGGUUGAGGCCAGAGGAUCUUGAAAAAGAAAAGCUACCCAGGAGGGUCCAGGGAUGAGCAGGGGGGAUGACUUCCACAGAACACCUUUCUCCUUGCAAACACUCAGAAGACGAUGUCAGCUCAGUCCCUGCCUGCAGCAACGCCCCCUACCCUGAAGCCCCCUCGGAUCAUCCGCCCCCGCCCCCCUUCUCGCCAUCGGGCUCCACACUCCCCGGGGCCUCCUCACAAUGGUUCUCCUUCGAAAGCACUUCCCCAAAUUCCCAAUGAUGCAUCAAUCUCAAUGUGCACCUCCAUCUUCUGGGAGCCGCCCACGUCUUCCCUGAAGCCCCCAGCCCUUCUGCCCCCCUCAGUUUCUAGAACCAGCCUGGACUCUCAGACUUCCCCAGACUCUCCUUCCAGCACACCCAGUCCCAGCCCAGUGUCCCGGCGUUCCAUCUCCCCAGAGCCAGCACCCUGCUCUCCAGUGCCCCCACCCAAGCCCUCUGGGUCUCCCCGAACACUUCUGCCCUCGCUCCCUAUGCCUCUCCAGGAUGGCCCUGCCUCAGCCCCUGGCACGGUUCGUAGACUGGCUGGCAAAUUUGAAUGGGGGCCUGAAGGCAAAGCCCAGUCCUCAGACUCCCUGGAGCGAUGCUCCCAAGGGGGCACGGAUGUGAAUGGAGAGAGAGAGACGCCCCAAGCCGCCCUUCCCGGGAACGGGUCCCAGGAGAAUGGCACUCCAGAUGCUGCCCUGGCCUGCCCUCCAUGCUGCCCCUGCGUUUGCCAUGUAGCAAAGCCUGGCCUGGAGCUCCGAUGGGUGCCUGUGGGGAGUUCUGAUGAUGUCCUCAGGGCUCCCUGCCGAGCAUCCCCACUGCGAGCCUCCCGCUCCCGCAUCAACCCACCAGUGAUCAGUCAUCCUCCAGUUGUCCUUACGUCUUAUCGCUCCACUGCUGAGCGCAAACUCCUACCUCCCCUCAAGCCCCCCAAACCAACGCGAGUUAGACAGGAUGCCACCACCUCUGGGGAGCUUCCACAGCCAGAACUGGAACUGCCUUCAGAAGAUGGGAUCCACACAGGGGACAGGCCUGAAGAAGUGCCUCAGAAUGUUCCUCUUGCAGCCUUGGAGGGAAGGGAUGAGGAAGGGCUGGAGGUGUUGAAGGAGCAGCAGUGGGAGCUGCCCCUGCAGGACGAACCUUUAUACCAGACUUACAGAGCAGCUGUGCUGUCAGAGGAGCUGUGGGGUGUGGGUGAGGAUGGGGGCCCCUCUCCAGCUAAUCCCGGAGAAGCUCCCACCUUCUCCAGGCUCCCUGGACCUCGAAACACUCUGUGGCAGGAGCUUCCGGCUGUGCGAGCCAGUGGUCUCUUAGAGAGUCUAAGCCCCCAGGAAAGGCGCAUGCAGGAGAGCCUGUUUGAGGUGGUGACCUCAGAGGCCUCCUACCUACGCUCCCUGAGGCUACUGACCGACACCUUCGUGCUGAGCCGGGCUCUCCGGGACACACUCACUCCUCGGGAUCACCAUACACUUUUCUCCAAUGUGCAGAGAGUCCAGGGUGUCAGUGAGCGGUUUCUAGGAACAUUACUGUCCCGUGUCCGUUCUUCCCCACACAUCAGUGACCUGUGUGAUGUGGUGCAUGCCCAUGCAGUUGGUCCUUUCUCAGUGUAUGUGGAUUACGUACGGAACCAGCAGUAUCAGGAAGAGACCUACAGCCGCCUUAUGGACACUAAUAUGCGCUUCUCCGCGGAGCUGCGACGGCUGCAGAGCCUCCCCAAAUGUGAGCGGCUUCCACUACCAUCUUUCCUGCUCCUGCCGUUCCAGCGUAUCACCCGGCUCCGGAUGCUGCUGCAGAAUAUCCUAGGCCAGACAGAAGAGGGGUCCAGUCGCCAGGAGAAUGCCCAGAAGGCCCUGGGUGCUGUGAGCAAGAUCAUUGAGCGCUGCAGUGCUGAGGUGGGACGCAUGAAGCAGACGGAAGAGCUGAUCCGACUCACUCAGAGGUUGCGCUUUCACAAGGUCAAGGCUCUACCCCUGGUCUCCUGGUCACGGCGCCUAGAAUUGCAGGGAGAACUGACAGAGUUGGGAUGUCGGAGAGGGGGUGUGCUCUUCAACUCCCGUCCCCGCUUCACUCCCCUCUGUCUGCUGCUCUUCAGUGAUCUGCUGCUUAUCACCCAGCCCAAGAGUGGGCAGCGGUUGCAGGUUCUGGACUAUGCCCAUCGCUCCCUGGUGCAGGCCCAGCAGGUUCCUGACCCAUCAGGACCCCCUACAUUCCGUCUCUCUCUUCUAAGCAACCACCAGGGCCGCCCCACCCACAGGCUACUCCAAGCAGCCUCACUGUCAGACAUGCAGCGCUGGCUGGGAGCCUUUCCCACCCCAGGUCCUCUUCCUUGUUCCCCAGACACCAUCUAUGAGGACUGUGAGUGUUCCCAGGAGCUGUGUUCAGAGCCAUCAACACCUUCCAAGACUGAGGGGCAAAGUCUGGAUUCCAAGGUCCCCCGCAAGCAUCCACACAAGAAUCCUGAAGGCUGGCUUAAAGGGCUUCCUGGAGCCUUCCCUGCCCAGUUGGUGUGUGAAGUCACUGGAGAACAUGAAAGGAGAAAGCAUCUUCGGCAGCAUCAGAGGCUUCUUGAGGCUGUGGGACCCUCUUCAGGCACCUCUGACACCCCUCAACCCUAAUGCAGGUUAGGGAAGGGGCACAGAUUGGGACACUGGCAGCAGCAUGGAGAAGACAAAGUCUGCCCAUCAAUCCAUAUCCAUCCAUCAUGUAUUUGCUGUCAGUGGAAACACUACCUCUAGUGGCAACCAAUAGACCACAGAGCUUCAGGGCAGAACAGUUAAUGAAACAGGCCAUCUGAGUCUACAACAAGAAAGAAUGAGGAUGGCUUGAAUGUGUUGCCAGUGGAGACAGUGGCCAUGGCCAAGACCUUAGCUAUCGAGUAUCACCAAAGGAAGAUGAAGCCGGGGCAAUGCAUUGAAAAAUGGCAUCAUCGGAGUAGUCCAGUAGACAAUAGAGAUGGGCAAGAACCCAUUCGGCCAAAAAGAUGGUGAUCUGGGCUCAAGAGACCAGCGGUCACACUGCUUGGUUCCACAGAAGCCACUGAUCCUAAGGUCCUUUGAGUAUAGGAAGUAUAAAUUAAUCUAACACUUCUAUUUCUGGUCUACUUCCUAUGCCCAUUCAAACCACUUCCUUUCUUGUAGAAGAACCUGGAGUGUGUCUCAGAGAACAUGUGUGCAUGUGUGUCCAUGCAUAUAUGUAUCUAGGAAGGCAAUUCUGCUGAAUGAGGCUGGUGUGUGUGUAAGAGAGAAAGAGAGAGAGCCAUUCUUGUCAGUGACUGAAAGCUUCAUUUUUUUUUUCCUGUUAUUUUUCUCCAAAGAAGAUGUUUGGCCUGAGUUCUAAAGAGAUACUGAAUAUAGCCUGGCCAGAGGCUAGGACUGUGGAUGAGAGUCAUGGAUUCUGGGUCUCUUGGGUCCCUCUGGAUUCCAUGAUAGCUGAAGGAUGGUGUUAUGAAAUAGUCAAAUGUGCUGCAAGACACUGAGGGACUAAGUAACUGGGAUGCAAGACCCUCUGCAGUCUGUGGAUAUUUUCCCAUCCCAAACAUUGACCUCCAUAUUCUAUAUCUGCUGUGCAUAUCUCCCAACGUGAAUUGUCAUCAUGCCAGCCUCAGGCUGCAGAACAGGCCAGCCGGUGACCAUUCUGGGAUUCACUUCAUCUAAAUUGAUCCUUUCAGAAACAGAGGGCCAAACUUAGUGGAGGCAGGAGAAGUUAGUGCUGUUGUCCAGCCUCAACUACAGUUUCUGCUGAUGAGAACCUGCCUUGCAUGAUGCUGGAGAGGUGAGGGCAAAGAUAGUAGAACAGACCAUUGCUGGGGCUGGAGCUCAAGCCUGUGCAAAGGCUCUCUUCACAACCGUGCAAUGCUUUUCCUUCAUAUAUGACAACCUGCCCAGACAGAAACUGCCACGAUGAUUAUGGGAGGUGAAAUGACUCUGGGGACUUGAAGGUGGAAGGGCACUUGGCAUGUCCACUGCUUUCACCCCUCCCACAUGGGAAACCCUCAAUAAAGGUUGAUGGCAUUGUCCUGAG